Puma concolor (puma) is the source of this 7605-nucleotide messenger RNA. Lineage: Eukaryota; Metazoa; Chordata; Mammalia; Carnivora; Felidae. The record is from RefSeq and is a predicted model, not a curated record.
AUGGCCAUCUCAUCACGCCUCGCCCUGUGGGAGCAGAAGAUUCGGGAGGAGGACAAGAGCCCUCCACCUUCCUCGCCCCCUCCCCUGUUCUCUGUCAUCCCAGGAGGCUUCAUUAGGCAACUCGUCCGGGAGACUGAGAAAGAGUCCAAGGAAGCAAGACUGAGGAAACAGGCAGCGCUUGGCUCUCCUGAACAAGAGACCCCAGAAACUUCUGCUGGCCAACCCAAGGGCAAGUCCAACAGUGGCACCAAAUCUGGAAACCAGCAAAUCCCCCAAGGCAGCCAGUCAGGCUCUCCGCAGAACUCGAACAUUCCAGGCAAGGAGAGCCAGGGGGCCGGCCCCACAGACCCCGUGCUGAUGACCAGCAUCAAUGGUGAGAAGCCCCAGGAGCCGGGCCCCAGUGGGACCCCAGCCAGAAAACCCCUGCCCUUCAAGAGAGGUGUGAGGAGGGGUGACGUGCUGCUGAUGGUGGCCAAGCUGGACCCGGACUCAGCCAAGCCGGAGCAGAGGACCCAGCCCCAUGACGCCCCCACCUGUAAGACCCCACCCCCAGCCACAGACCCUGGAGGGGAACAGAAGGGGGGGACUCCAGGGACUCAUGGCACUAAGGACACAGCCCCGAAGGCUGAGAAGACCCAGACCGAGGGCGUUGUGGACCCAGGAACGCAAGGCGUGGUGGGGAAAGGGGGCAGGGACCCCCAGACCAAAGGGCUGAAAGGGGGUGAACUCCAGGGCAGAGAGGGGCCAGGCGAAGGGGGACGGUCAGCUACAGCAGAGAAGGGGGCAGGGGACCCCCCAAACAAGAUGGCAAAGGGGAACCUCUCCAAGGAUUCGGGGGGCAACGGCAAGCCCGCUGGGGCCCAGAUCCAGGUGAGAAAGUGGGGAGUCUCCCUGGGCAGCAGGAGCAAAUGGGAUGGUCCCCGGAGUAAGAAGGAUAAAGAAGGUUCGCUGCUGAGUAAGGCAGAGAAGACAGAGGAGCCUCAGGUCAAGGCAGAGAAGAUGAGCAAGGUUCAGGGGAAGCCCGGGAAGGUGGGGGGAACUCCCGGAGGGGUGGAGAAAGCAGGCCAGCCUCUGAGAAGGACAGAGAAGGCAGGGGAGCCCCAGACCAAGGUAGGAGAGGAAGGGCGGCCUCAGAGUGAGCCCGGGGAGGCAGGUAGAGCCGGGGGGGAGAGAGAGAAGGGCUGUGAAACCCCCAAGGAGGUGGGUGCAUGCAGGGAGAACCCAGCGGCGGCUGGGAAGGAGGGCCGGCCAGAGAGCAGAGGACAGAAUGCCCGGGAGCCCCGUGCGGGAGCGGAUGACGCGACAGAGACCCUGGAGAUGGAGCUGGAAAGGGCCGGACCACCUGCUCUGGAGGGCCAUGCAGACAGUCCUCAGGAUCGGAAGGAGGGUGAAGAGGGGCCGGCCCUGCCGGAGGGGAGCAAAGGAGGACAGAGCAGAGACUUGGAUCAGGCUCCUGAGGACAGAUGGUACGAGGCAGAGAAAGUGUGGCUGGUUCAGAAGGAUGGAUUUACUCUUGCAACUGUCCUGAAGCCGGAUGAGGGAACAGCCGACCUGCCGGCAGGAAGGGUGCGAGUUUGCAUCGAUGCUGACAAAACCGUGACGGAGGUGGACGAGGAGUGUGUUCAUAGGGCCAACCCCCCCGAGCUGGACCAGGCUGAGGACCUGGCCUCCCUGGUCAGUGUCAACGAAUCAAGUGUCCUGAACACGCUUCUGCACCGCUACCGGGCUCAGCUGCCCCACACCUUCACCGGGCCGGACCUGAUCGCCCUCCAGCCCCGGAGGCCCCCGGCGCCCUCUGCAGGCAAGGUGCCCAGGCGCCGCCGGGAUGGCCUGCCAGCUCACGUUGGCUCCCUGGCCCAGCGGGCAUACUGGGCGCUGCUGAGCCAGCGGAGGGACCAGAGCAUCGUGGCUCUGGGGCGCAGCGGUGCUGGGAAGACCACCUGUUGCGAGCAGGUCCUGGAGCACCUGGUGGCGAUGGCAGGCAGUGUGGAUGGCAGGGUCUCAGUGGAGAAGAUCCAAGCUACCUUCACCGUCCUCCGGGCUUUUGGCUCUGUGCCCACCAGCCAUAGCUGCAAUGCCACCCGGUUUGCCAUGGUGAUGUCGCUCGAUUUCAAUGCCACGGGGAAAGUCACAGCCGCUCAGCUCCAGACGAUGCUCUUGGAGAAGAGCCACGUGGCCCGACAGCCAGAAGGGGAAGGCAACUUUGAGGUUUUCUCCCAGAUGCUAGCUGGGUUAGACCUGGAUCUCAGGACAGAGCUAUACCUACACCAGACGGCAGACAGCAGCUCCUUCGGCAUGGGCGUGUGGCCUAAGCCCGAAGACAAGCAGAAGGCGGCAGCUGCCUUUGCCCAUCUCCAGAGCGCCAUGGAGACACUGGGCAUCUCGCAGGGCGAGCAGCGAGCCAUUUGGCGGGUGCUGGCAGCCAUCUACCACCUCGGCGCAGCGGGAGCCUGCAAAGUCGGCCGGAAGCAGUUCAUGCGGUUUGAGUGGGCAAACCACGCAGCGGAGGCCCUGGGCUGCGAAUAUGAGGAGCUGAACACGGCCACCUUCAAGCACCACUUGCGACAGAUCAUCGAGCAAGUGACAUCUGGGCCGGGCCGACGGAGACCUGAGGGCGAGGAGACCAGCUCAGGGCUCAAGAUGACGGGCGUGGAGUGUGUGGAGGGGAUGGCCUCGGGCCUGUACCAAGAGCUCUUUGCGGCUGUGGUCUCACUCAUCAACAGGUCUUUCUCUUCCUGCCACCUCUCCAUGGCCUCCAUCAUGGUGGUGGACCCCCCGGGCUUUCAGAACCCGCGGCACCAGUGCAAGGACCGGGCGGCCACCUUCGAGGAGCUGUGCCGCAAUUACGCCCAUGAACGAUUACAGCUGCUUUUCUACCAGCGGACCUUCGUCUCUGCGCUGGAGCGAUACCGACAGGAAGGUAUUCCCGUGCCCUUUGAUCUCCCGGAGCCUUCCCCAGGGACCACGGUGGCUGUCGUGGACCAGAAUCUUUCCCAGGUCCGCUUACCAGCUGUUGGAGGUGCUGAGGACUCCAGGGGCCUUUUCUGGCUCUUGGAUGAGGAAUUCCGGGUGGAGGGCUCCAGUGACAGCAUGGUGCUCGAGCGUCUCUGUGCAGCCUUUGAGAAGAAAGGGGCUGAGGCCGAAGGGACCUCUGCCCUUCGGGCCUGUGAGCAGCCCCUCCAGUUCGAGAUUUUCCACCAGCUGGGACAGGACCCCGUGCGCUAUGACCUCACGGGCUGGCUGCAUAGAGGCAAGCCCAACCUCUCGGCCCUGGAUGCCCCUUCGGUGCUGCAGCAGUCAAAGAGGGAGGAUCUGAGGAGUCUGUUCCAGGCCCGGGCCAAGCUGCCCCCCGUGUGCCGGGCCGUGGCCGGCCUGGAGGGCACCUCCCAGCAGGCCCUACAGAGGAGCUGCACGGUGAGGAAGGCGUUUGCCAGCAGCUUCGCCGCGGUCAAGAGGAAAGCGCCGUGCUCCCAGAUCAAGCUGCAGAUGGAUGCACUGACCAGCAUGAUCAGACGGUCUCAGAUACAUUUCAUCCACUGCCUUGUGCCGGGCCCCGCGGGGGAGAGCAGAGGCGGGCAGGGGUCUCUGACCCCACCGCAGCCUGGUGGAGAUAAGCCCGGAACAGGCGGACCUCUGCCCUUGGACAUCCCUGCGCUGAGGGUGCAGCUUGCGGGGUCCUGCGUCCUGGAGGCACUGCGUCUACACAGGGCAGGCUAUGCUGACCAUGUGGGGCUCGCUCAAUUCCGCCGGAGAUUCCAGGUGCUGGACCCUGUCCUCAUGAAGAAGCUCACGUCGGCCUCCGAGGGCAUAGACGAGAGGAAGGCUGUGGAUGAGCUCCUACAGACCCUGGAUCUGGAGAAGAAGGCGGUGGUUGUUGGGCACAGCCAGGUUUUCCUCAAGGCAGGCGUGGUCUCCAGGCUUGAGAAGCAGCGGGAGAAGCUGGCGUCUCACAGCAUCAUUUUAUUCCAGGCGGCUUGUAAGGGCUUUCUGUCCCGGCAGGAAUUCAAGAAGCUGAAGAUUCGCCGCCUGGCUGCGCGGUGCAUCCAGAAGAACGUGGCUGUGUUCCUGGCGGUCAAGGACUGGUCCUGGUGGCGGCUCCUCGGUUCCCUCCGGCCCCUGCUGAGUGCCACCAUUGGGGAUGAGCAGCUCCACGCCAAGGAGGAGGAACUCACAAUGCUGAGACAGAAGCUAGAAAAAUCGGAGAAGUCACGGAAUGAACUCCGGCAGAAUGCAGACCUGCUAGAGAGCAAGGUUGCUGAACUGACCGCGGAGCUGGCUGAUGAGCACUUCAGGGGGGACGUGGCCUGCCAGGUGCUAGAGAGUGAGCGGGCAGAGCGGCUGCGGGCCUUCCGGGAGGUCCAGGAGCUGAAGAGCAAGUAUGAGCAAGUCCAGAAGAAUUUGGGAGAAGUGCAGAAGCAGUUGGGAGAAGCGCAGCAGAAAAUUCAGUUGGGUGACUUGGAAAGGAGCCACACAGGAGGAGCGGAUGAAUGGAUGAUGCGGUUCGACUGUGCUCAGAUGGAGAACAACUUCCUGCGGAAGCGUCUACAGCAAUUUGAAGAGAGGCUGGACUCCGAGUUGACAUCCAGGAAAGAGCUGGAGCAGAAGCUCGGGGAGCUGCAGAGCGCUUAUGAAGGGGCCAAGAAAAUGGCUCACCAGCUAAAGAGGAAGUGCCACCAUCUGACCUGUGACCUGGAGGACACCCGCCUCCAGCUGGAGGACCAGCAAAGCCGGAGUCACGAGCUCGAGAAGAAGCAGAAGAAGUUUGACAUGCAGCUGGCCCAGGCUCUGGGUGAGUCUGUGUUUGAGAAGGGUCUUCGAGAGAAAGUGACCCAGGAGAACACCAGUGUCCGAUGGGAACUGGGCCAGCUUCAGCAGCGGUUGAAGCAAAAAGAGCAGGAAACCUCGCAGCUGAAGCAGGAGGUGGAGACGUUGCAGGCCCAUAAGCGGGAGCUCUUGGGGUUGUCCUCUCUGGGAGAAAACUGUGUCGCUGGCUUGAAGGAGAGGCUCUGGAAUCUGGAAUCCAGCGCCCUGGAGCAUGAGAAAAUCCAGAGUCAGCAAGAAAACACCAUCAAGCAGCUGGAGCAGCUCCGCCAGCGGUUUGAGCUGGAGAUCGAGCGGAUGAAACAGAUGCACCAGAAGGACCGUGAGGACCAGGAGGAGGAGCUGGAAGAUGUCCGCCAGUCCUGCCAGAAGCGGCUCCGCCAGCUGGAAAUGCAGCUGGAACAAGAAUACGAGGAGAAGCAGAUAGCCCUUCAUGAGAAGCAGGAUUUGGAAGGCUUGAUUGGAACCCUCUGCGAUCAGAUCGGCCAUCGGGACUUUGACGUGGAGAAGCGUCUCCGGAGGGACCUCAAAAGGACUCACGCGCUACUGUCCGACGUGCAGCUCCUUCUGGGGAGCAUGGAGGAUAGCAAGACGUCGGUCAGCAAGGAGGAGCUGGAGAAAGUGCACAGCCAGCUGGAGCAGAGUGAAGCCAAGUGUGAGGAUGCUUUGAAGACCCAGAAGGCGCUGACUGCGGACCUGGAGAGUAUGCACAGCGAGCUGGAGAACAUGACCCGGAAUAAGAGCCUGUCUGCUACUGACAUUGGGCAGAUCCAAGACCUACAGCUGCAGCUGGAGGAAGCCAAGAAGGAGAAACAGAAACUUCAAGAACAACUGCAGGUGGCCCAGAUGCGCAUCGAGUACCUGGAACAGUCCACCGUGGAUCGAGCCAUUGUCAGCAGGCAGGAGGCAGUCAUCUGUGACCUGGAGAACAAGACGGAGUUCCAGAAAGUGCAGAUUAAGAGAUUUGAGCACUAUCAUUACACCACCAUCAUCACCAUCACCACCACUAUGACUAUUAGCAUGACCAUCACCACCACCACCAUCAUCAUCACUAUUAUCAUCAACACAAGAUUGUUGGCUGAUGAGGCUGCUUUCAGCUUCUCCCCAUCCUCAACACCACCGCUCAAAGCAUCCUCCCCUAUAGACCUCCCUCUGCCUUUGAUUGAUUCCCCCUGGGCUUACCUGCUGGCAGAUCCAACCCUGAGGCAGACUCAGCUUCCUGAACCAGCUUCGGAGAAGCACGUGGAGGACCUCUCGGCAGUGAGACAGACCCUCCAGACAGACCUGGAGACGUCCAUCCGGCGGAUUGCCGACCUGCAGGCAGCCUUGGAGGAGCUGGCAUCCAGCGACAGUGACACGGAGAGUGUCCAGACGGCAGUGGACUGCACCAGCCAUGGCGGAAAAGAGAUAGAUAAUGUCUCCAUCCUCAGCUCCCAGCCAGAAGGCAGUCUGCAGUCCUGGCUGAGUUGUACUCUGUCCCUGGCCACAGAUACCGUGAGGACCCCCUCUCGACAGUCAGUCAUCAGCAGCCACACGCUCAGUCCCAGGAUCAACGAGGAGACCGGGGAUGCAGAGAGGUCCCAGCCGGCGUCGGCCCUGAGCAGAGCCCGGACCAUGCGGAGCCAGACCUCGGGGGACAAGUCUGCUUCACCCCUCUCCCUCCGGCGACAGAAGUACUACCACUUGGGGGACGGUGAUGAGUGUGGCGGGCAGAAGCAGCCCACGGAGAGACUGGGAGCUCGGUCUUCCUCCCCGGCUUCUCGGAGUCCAGACUCGUCCCCAGCGUCCAGGGAAAAGCUGCCCAGCCCCUCGGCGGCCCUGUCGGAGUUCGUGGAAGGUCUCCGGAGGAAGAGAGCUCAGAAGGGACAGGGCUCCACGCUGAGCCUGGAGGACUGGCCCACUCUACCCAUUUACCAGACCACCGGGGCAUCCACGCUGCGGAGGUCCAGGGCGGGCAGUGACGAGGGAGACCUCUCGCUGGGGUUUGGGGCACAAUCAGCCCUGGAAAAGGAGGGCGCCUCCGGGACGUCGGCCGGGCUCCUGCGGUCCACCAGCCUGAAAUGCAUCUCUUCCCCCAGCACAGAGGGAACCACGCUGCUGCCCAAGAAGCCGAAGACCAGGUUCAGCUCCUGCGAUUCCCUCUUUGAACCAGGGCAGAGCUCGGGGAGAACACUGAGCUCCCCAAGCACAUCCAGGGACCUGGUCUUGUCACCCACGCUGCGCCCGCGGAGGCGCUGUCUGGAGUCCUCACUGGACGAGGCGGGCUGUCCAGACCUCGGGAAGGAGCCUCUCAUCUUCCAGAACCGCCAAUUCGCCCACCUCAUGGGGGAACCUCUGGACAGUGAUCCGUUCACCUGGAAGGUCCCAAGCCUCAACUACAAACGCAAGACCAAAGUGGAUUUCGAUGACUUCCUCCCAGCCAUCCGGAAGCCUGAGACUCCUGUGUCCUUGGCCAGAGCGGCCAAAGAGGGUCAGGACAGUCCGCGGCAUCCGCGCAUCCACUUUGAGACAGAGGAGGCCGACCGGACCUUCCUCUCAGGGAUCCAGACCAUUUUGAAAAAGAGUCCGGAGUCCAGGGAGGACCCCGCUCACCUCUCUGACUCGUCCUCCUCCUCCAGCUCCAUUGUGUCCUUCAAAAGCGCCGACAGCAUCAAGAGCCGACCAAGAAUCCCGCGGCUGGACGGUGACGGUGGCGAGCGAACAUCCCCCGAGAGCAGAGAGCCGGGGGCAGGGAGAAAAGACGAGGAUGUUGAGAGCAUAAUGAAGAAAUAUCUGCAGAAGUAG